CAUGGGAGGAUGUGUUUGCAUCCAAGGAGGCUCAAACUGAAAGAGCAGCUCAUUUGAUCAGCAACAGACCAACAACCUUCCCCCCAAAUUCAGAGGUUUGUUUUAAACCGUGGAUGCAGAAUGAGACACUCGUCGUCCUCGGGGUGAAUCCAGGCGGAUCCCACGUGAGGGAGAAGGAGGUGAGUGGAGCGGCAGGAGGCAGGAGGCAGGUUCGACCCUCGGAGAGAGACGCAGCUCCUCGGUGCUGCUCGGGGAGUCUGGAGGAGGACACGACUCUCAACUCACAUACUUUUCCUCCGGUUCUUUCUGCACUGGACAUGAAUUGUGUCACACGCGUCUACGUGGGUUGGGGUCUCCUGGCCGUGGCCGCGAUGCCCGGGUGCCCGGGGGAGAUGUACACGUCGCUGCUCAACGUCAAGCAGGCGAUCAGAGUCGAGCGGAAGCUGAUCGAUAACCUGAGAACUUACAUUGACCACGAGUCGGAGAGGCUGGAGGACGUGAGGCGCUUUCAUGCCAAAGUUUCUGACCUGCACACUGAACUUUACGAAGGCCCGGGCACUGCAAUGGCAAACCCGCUGGUGGCCUUCACCCUGAUCAAGCGGCUGCAGUCAGAGUGGUUGAAUGUCGUCUACAGCAACGAAGCCGUGGAGAACAUACAAGCCCUCAGGUCCAGUUACGAGGAGGAAGAGGCGGAACUGCCCAAACUGGAGGACCUCCAGGGGGCUGCCAGGGGACUGAUGAGGCUGCAGGACGUGUACGCCCUCCAGGUUGGGAGCCUCGUGAGGGGUCGUUUCCAGAGAGUCACUAAUGGGCAGCCUAUUGAUAUCAUCAUGCCCGCAGUCUCUGUAUUGCUGUCUGGAGAUGACUGCUUUCUGGUUGGAAAGGUGGCCUACGAGCAGGGAGACUACUACCACUCAGUGCAGUGGCUGGAGGAGUCGGUGCGUCUCUUCAGAGGAACAGGAGGAGGGUGGAGCCCUGAGAAUGAGGGCACUUUACAGGAUGCUCUGGAUCACCUGGCCUUCUCGCACUUUAAAACGGGAAAUGUCUCCUACGCGCUGAGUCUGUCUCAGGAGUUACUGCAUUACGAUCCAAUGAACGGGAGAGUUCUGCAGAAUGUCGAGAAAUAUGAGAAGUUGCUGGUUGCUGCUAGUCCAAGCAGGAGCAACGGGUUGAGGAGGCCCACAUCCAAUCAUUUGAGGACCAGGGACACCUACGAGAGACUGUGCCAGACCCAAGGCUCUCAGCCAAUGCAUUUUGAAAACCCCAGACUGUUCUGCGACUACUUCACCAACGACAACCCGGGGCUGCUCCUGCUGCCAGUGAGACGCGAGGUGCUGAGUCUGCAACCGUAUGUGGUCCUCUACCACGAUUUCAUCACUGACUCCGAGUCUGAGGACAUCAAGGGGCUCGCCCAGCCCGGGUUGAGAAGGUCUGUGGUGGCAGCUGGAGUGAAGCAAGAGGCUGCAGACUAUCGCAUCAGUAAGAGUGCAUGGCUGAAAAGCUCAUCACAGUCCGUUGUUGGGAAGCUGGACCAGAGGAUCUCCAUGCUCACAGGUCUGAACGUGAAGCAUCCGUACGCCGAGUACCUCCAAGUGGUGAAUUAUGGGAUUGGUGGCCAUUAUGAGCCUCACUUUGACCAUGCUACAUCGCCUUCCAGCCCUGUGUUCAAGCUGAAAACUGGGAAUCGUGUGGCGACAUUUAUGAUUUAUCUCAGCUCUGUCGAGGCAGGUGGGUCCACGGCCUUCAUCUACGCCAACUUCAGCGCUCCUGUCGUGGAGAAAGCUGCCAUCUUCUGGUGGAAUCUCCACAGGAACGGUCAAGCAGAUGAGGACACCCUGCACGCCGGCUGCCCUGUGCUUAUUGGGGACAAAUGGGUGGCGAACAAAUGGAUCCAUGAGUAUGGCCAAGAGUUCCUACGUCGCUGCAGCCUGGUUCCUGAAGAGUGAGAGGGGUGGAGCGCCAGCCAGGCCCCCUCGGGGUAAAAGAGCCAGCCUCUACAAUUGAAAAGCACACUUACAGGCGAAGAGAAAGACGCAGCCAAGAAGUCAGCACACAGGCAGGGGGGGUUGGUGGUGGGGUGGUGAGAUCCUAUAAGGGGGAGGCUGCAUCUGUGAUUGGAUCCCCUGCACGCAGGGAGCCUGGAGCAUACAGCCGACACUACUGCUGUGCACAUGGAUAGCACAACGCCGAGAGGCGGGGUGGAGGAGGAGUGGGAAAGUAAGAAAUCGACCCCUCAGAGGCCAAAGGCUGUUCCUGCAGAUGGAGAGAGGCCUCUGCCUCCGCACACUGUGCUGGUUUCAGUUAUCUGUGCUGCGGUUGUUUACCUCCUGCUUGUUUUAAAACUCAUUUCUUAUGCAGCCCUUUUUCCUAACGUGUACAAACUGAUGCAAAAGACAUCUUAACAUGUCCAUUACAUUCAUUUAGCAGAUGCUUUUGUCCAAAGCGGAUCAAGAGAGUACAUAAACAUCUAUAGAACAGGAAAAAAACUGCUUCCAUUAGGUGUGAUGGUUUAGAUAAAAACUAGAUAGACGUCUCUACUGAACUUUGAUAAUACAUAACAGAAAUUCUACAGAACAUGUAUUCUCCAGGAAACAAAAAAAAGCACAUAAUGACUUAUAUACAGAGGUUUUGUAUAAGUUACACAUGUUACUCUGUGUUCAGUCAUUCAGACCUCAGGACUGUACAGUUCAGACUGGUGCUAUGAGUCACAGGAAACAGUCAUUGUGAAUGGGCCUGCUUAUUCCUAGCUGACUGAACAAUGUGCUAUAGUCAUCGCUGCAUGUGGGAGUCUCUCUCAGUUUAAUUUGACGUAACUAACUGUCUAAGGGAACAAAUGUCUUCCUCUUAUUGAGCUUUAAAGGGCUGGUCGUCAUUAAUCAUCUUCGUCUGCACGCCCAGUGGUCGUGUACCCAUCUGCUCCAGAUUUCGUGUCUGGACUCACAUAACCAAUUCUGGUUGCAUACCACCCAGAUAUCUCAGAUAUCUGUGUCUAAGUAGGUCAUAACACAUCUUAAAACAGUGUGGGAUGAGACAUGUAAAUUAUUAAAAUUCACUGUAUAAAUACAAGGAAACAGCAGAUUUAUCAUUGUUACUUAUUCCUACAUUAUGUUAAUGUGAAAUAUAUACUAUUCAAAUGAUCGAUAUUUAGACUACUUAGACAAUAUUGUCAACAAAAUGCGUACAACUACUUUGGCUUUAUUGAUAGAAACACAUGUUGUAGCUGCUAAUCGGACAAGGGACUUAUAUUUUCACAGGACCAUCUUAUAGUGUAAACCCUCUCUUUUCCUCAGAAUUCAAAGGGCUUCAUUCUGCACUCAUCUCUCAGCGGCCCUCACUGUUGCUAUGACCACCACAACAAACAUGGCUGCAGAGGAACUUGUUGCUAGCAAGAGCACACGUGUGUAGAUCAAAGGUCGACCUCAGCACGUUGUCAAGUCCAUACAGUAAUGCUGCACUGUAAAAGGCAGACCUUUUUUUUUUUUAAAGGUUGAAACACCUUUUGGGAAGGAACCUUCCUAACUUCAUAACUAAUAAAAUAAAUCUUUUGCUAACUUCUCAA
Messenger RNA from Scophthalmus maximus (turbot), 3559 nucleotides. RefSeq names its product prolyl 4-hydroxylase, alpha polypeptide III (gene p4ha3). NCBI's taxonomy places the organism in Eukaryota, Metazoa, Chordata, Actinopteri, Pleuronectiformes, Scophthalmidae. The transcript is spliced from 13 exons. Gene Ontology annotation, molecular function: procollagen-proline 4-dioxygenase activity; L-ascorbic acid binding; iron ion binding. Gene Ontology annotation, biological process: peptidyl-proline hydroxylation to 4-hydroxy-L-proline. The record is from RefSeq and is a predicted model, not a curated record. Gene Ontology annotation, cellular component: endoplasmic reticulum. The coding region runs from base 114 to 1946 and encodes 610 amino acids.